GCUCAUUUGGGCUUUUAUACCAUGCGUGAUAUAGAAGCGCUUUGGAGGGCAGUGACGGAGUACCGGUAAAUUAUGAAGGGCUUUACCAUACAGUAAUCUGGCUCCUUUUGCUUACAGGGCCGCCUGGGGCCGCAUACAAAUUCGAUACUUAAUUGUACGCGAACAUACCCCCGAAAAUUGAUUUUAGCGUGCACAAACGUUUGUAGAAAGCCACGGCUUGUCUGAACGUGUUGAAAUCGAACCGGUUCACUUUCGGUCAGAAGUACCCCGGGAACAUUUGACCAGAUCCAAGGCGAAUUUCAGUAACAGCAUCUUCUCCGCCUGGCUGGUUUGCGUGGAACCAUGGCCAUGCGCGGCCGGGGCGGCAAUGCCGAACCCCGGCCGGACGAUGCCUUCGCCGAGGAGCUCCGCGAGAAGACGCUGGCGCUUGUUUCCGUCCAACGGAACUAUGAGAGUAUUUCUCGACUCAUGCAAGCCAAGCAGCAGGAAGUCGACCAGCUUCAUGCCCAGCUGUCAGCCGAGCAGUCCACCUCCAACCGUCUGCGUGCGCAGCUGGAGGAGGUGCAGGGGCGGUGUGCGGGGCUGGAGCGGCAGAACGAGGGCACUCGGGCACUGCAGUCGCAGCUGGCGGACAUGCAGGCGAGUCAGGAGGCUACGAAGCGAGAGGCGGCGCAGGCGAAUGCGUGGGCCAUGGCCAUGCAGGAAACCGUCAAGGGGCUGCGUCAGCAGCUGGAGGAGGAGCAGCACCGAGGGCAGCAGCUGAAGCACCAGCUGUCGUCCUGGCGCCAGAUGGAGACCGACCUGGAGGGCGAGGCUGCCGUGCUGCGCUCCCGGCUGGCGGAGGCGGAGGGCGACUGCCGCGCCAUGUGCUCGGAGCUGCGCGCGCUGAGGGACG
This is a messenger RNA of Astrephomene gubernaculifera, 895 nucleotides long. The record is from the annotation of a GenBank genome assembly. Lineage: Eukaryota; Viridiplantae; Chlorophyta; Chlorophyceae; Chlamydomonadales; Astrephomenaceae.